Messenger RNA from Symbiodinium sp. CCMP2592, 675 nucleotides. Lineage: Eukaryota; Dinophyceae; Suessiales; Symbiodiniaceae. The record is from the annotation of a GenBank genome assembly.
AUGACAGACCCUGGGUGCGAGUCCGAGACGUCUGAGACCUUGUUGGCCCGGAAAGCCACAGAAGAUCAGAUCGUUGAGGAUGAGUUCAAUAUCAACUCGACUGUGGGCCUUGUUUCGGCCCUUAUGUUGUCUGUCCUGUCCACAAGCCUCUCGGACUCGUAUGAUUUGAAGAACUAUGGGGACCCUUGCGAGCAAGGAUGGUACCACGAAGGGUCCGAUUGUUAUCCCAAGUUCGAGUUGUACCAGCUCCUCAUCUCCUUCAGCCUUACAUGCAAUGUCUUGGCGAUCAUGACUUCCGUGGCCCGCCUAAUCGCUUUCCACCGUAUCAAGUCGUAUGCUGACGAGUUCCAGGCCGCGGUGUCCUUUACGAACUGGAUCCCGGUGACUGCCAUGGGUGGUGGGGUCCUGGCGUACAUUGCGGCCAUGGUCCUCCAAGGCUGGUACCUGAUGGAGACCAGGACUUUCCAAAUCGGUCUCAGCUUCGUGGUCGGUGCAUUCUUCUUGUGGAUGUUACAUGAAGGCAGUUUGAUCUAUGGAAAGCUCAGAGUCAAGCACCCCGGAGUAGAACGCCUGCACUUUCACUUGGAGAAGCAGGAUCUCCACCACUGCUAUUUGAUGUCAGACGAUGAGGCCCAGCCCCGGGACGAGGCGCGCGGCCUAAAGUCCGAGGGUUGA